CGCGCUCGCUCCUCAUUAUUCAUGCAUGUUCCAGGUUAAAAGUAAACCUUCCCGCCCGCUAUUAAUGUCUAUCCUCUUGUCGAUAUCAUAGCCUUCCCUUUCCCUUCCCACCCUUCUUUAUAAUAGUCGUCUGUUCUGCCUACAGCCUCCGUCACUUCGCUGCUCUCAUGCUUUAAUAAUAGCACCUCCGCUUUGCCAAUACCUCCCCAAGCCUCACAGCUGCGUGUCAUCUCUGAGACAUCUGCGACUAGCCACGCUGCUCAGUCAAAGACAUCUUGUUACCUGUGCCAGACAAAUCAACAUCAUGCUGGCCAUAUCUACCUCGCUUCCUCCUCACAUGGCGAAGCCAUCAGACACUACUUCGUCUCGUGAUUCACGACUUCCCUCCUCCACCAUGUCUUCCUCUCUGGCCAUAUUACCUUCCGCUCCAGUUCCAUCUUCUCUUUCUCUUCAUCAACACUCUCCAACCACUGCGAGAAGACCAAAGCUUUCGCUCAACACCGCAUCAGCAUCACAGACCAGAUCGUUUGGAAAGGGUGCAAGUCUACGCCUGGAAACUCUCUCGGCAGUAUCGCCAACGGCCCGUAAUACCUUCUCAAACGCCUACGACGCACCCACCCAGACACAAGGACGUCCUUCACUGAAGCUGAACACGUCCAAUGACAACUCAGAAGUCGCCCAGGAUUCCUUUAAUAAAUCCACUCCACGAUACGAUUCCGCGACAGCCUCAUCUGCAUCUUCGACAGAGUCUCUCACCACACCUCCACCGUACAAACUCUCACACCACAUCACAUCUAUUCUUAGCAACAGCCCAUAUCCACAGAUUCGACCUAGGAAAAUGACGACUCGGCCUUUCUUCCCCCCUAUCAAAAGGGUAUCGUUCAAAGAGCCUCUUGUAGAAGAGAUCACAAACACACUCUACACGGCAAAGCAUUCAGACCUCGACACGUCUAUUGCGUCUAUCAUCCCAGAGCCGCCCAAGACGCCUAAGGUGAACACGAACUGCGAACUCGAGAUUCACACCUCCAGCAAUAUCACCGAUACCUCUUCUGAACCACCAGCCAGAUCACCUUCACCGACUCUUUCAGUCCGUAGCAAUGACUCCACGCAGUCCUCGCCCAUGAUACCCUCAAAACGCGAUUCUUCGGAUUCAGAGAGCGAAGACUCCUGUCCCGAGACUCCGAUCGCUGGCCGUCGUAAACGCAAUCGGCUAUGGAGGUGGACCCUGGCACCACACACUAAGUCUGAAUCUGAAUCGGAAUCGUCAUACUCCACUUCGUCCUCAACUUCAGCUGAAACAAGCCCCAGCGAUAGCGAUAGUGGCUAGGCUACCCUGGACGUCACAUUUCCGACACGAGUCGAUCUUAUUUACAGUCUGACCACAUCAGCAAUCUACAACAACCAUAUGCAUGAGCGAAUUUGGCGUCACAUCAUCGGUAGCAUUUCGGCGGGACUUGGCAUUGAGCAUUUUGCAACGGCGUACUACCUAAUUUCAUGGGAUUUCUAUGAUACCACGCCUUCGUAGGGCAUCUAGGGAGGCAAGCACAUAACUGUGUUGAACUGUUCUGAGGAGCAGUGGGUGAGGGGUUCAUCUAGUGGUUUACUUGUCUCGAGGACAGAAUUCACUAGUCUAUAAUAUACGUUAUUGUGUGAUGCAAAGGACAUCUCAUAGCGUGCCAUUUUACCACCUGCAUUUGAACCGCGUUCCUUUGAAGAUCUACAGGUCCAUGCUGUCACGACCGAUUUGCAGUCAAAGCAGCCGG
This is a messenger RNA of Pseudovirgaria hyperparasitica, 1763 nucleotides long. RefSeq lists its product as uncharacterized. The transcript has a single exon. Bases 305 to 1327 code for a protein of 340 amino acids. The record is from RefSeq and is a predicted model, not a curated record. Lineage: Eukaryota; Fungi; Ascomycota; Dothideomycetes; Acrospermales; Acrospermaceae.